AUGGCUGACGAGGCAAACCAGCCUCUGCUGGCGGCGCAGUUUGGUUCCGAGAGAGCAUCCAACGACAAGCCCAAGCCAUCGCAUCAAUUAUCAACAGAGUCAUCAAAUCUUUCACCCGAUGAAGAUGACCUGACAGUUUAUAGCAGCGAGCAAAGAUUAUCACGAUCUUCUUCGGGUGGAAUUCAGGGUAAUCAUACAGCUGCUGAAGGCGCUAGCCGACCUCUGCUGGAUGGGCACUCGAGCCCUCCCGAAUGGUCCACCGCGAGAACAUCUAUCGACGAGCCUAGGCCAUCAUACGAAUUGUCAUCAGAAUCAACACCUUUAUUACACCGCCGCGAAGAUGAACUGAUCUACGGGACCGAGCAAGUAUUGUCGCGAUCCCCUUCACUCGCAUCACGGAACCCGCCCGAGGAUGGCACCAUCAAGAAGCGCAGCCGUGUACCAUGGCCAACGGUUAUAUCUCUCGCUAUUUUAACGCUCAGUGUUUUAACGAUACUGGUACUUGCUUUUGCUGCCCCGGCGGCAGUCAAAGAAUAUGCGCAGCAAGCCGCUGUCUUCAAACCGACGGCAGUAUCAAUCGACUCUACAACACCAGACGGCGUUCGAGCCCGGAUUCAAGGCGACUUCGUGAUGGAUUCGGGUCGGGUAAAGAAUAAACCGGUUCGGGGUAUUGGUCGAUUGGCAACAUGGAUUGCCAGGGAAGUUGAGACGGGCCCAUCGAAUGUCGAAGUCUAUCUCCCAGAAUAUGGGAAUGUGCUUGUCGGAAACGCAGCUUUGCCAUCGAUCAAAGUGAACACCCGUAAUGGCCAUCAUACUCAUGUCGACUUCCUCACUGAUCUAGAGGCUGGUGACAUUCGAGGAAUCCACGCGAUAGCUAUUGAUUGGAUUGAGGGAAGAUUGGGCCGCCUUAGUGUUAAGGGGAAAGUGACCAUGCAUCUCAAGUCAGGCUUGAUCGCUUUGGGAACCCAAGUUCUGACAGAUUAUAUUAUCAUUGAAGAACAUGAUUUCCCUGCUCUGCCGAAAAUCAAUAUCCUCAAGAUAAAUGUGCAUGAUGCAAACAGUGGUGCGAUGGCAGUGGAUGUUUUACUCUCGUCUCUGAUUGAUUCUCCCGUCGCUCUCACCGUCCCUGCCCUCGGCUUCGACAUUCUAGUGCCCAACUGUUCACCCGGGGAUCCUUAUAUCCUAGUUGCCAAUGCGAAGUCAAGCGCAGUAGACGUUCACCCUGGCCAGGCAACUGCAGUUGGCGUUGAUGGUCUCAUCCAACAGCUGCCCGAUGAAUUGACCUCUACCUGCCCGGGACGGGAGGGGUCUCCUCUAGAUCUUUUGGUUUCAAGCUUUAUGCAAGGUCUCGAAACGACUAUCUACGUGCGUGGAUCCGAUGCAGUGUCACCCAAUACCCCAGCAUGGAUCGUCGAUCUGCUGCGCAGCGUAACUGUGCCCCUUCCAUUCACGGGACAUGCGUUGGACAACCUCGUGAAGAACUUCACGAUGUCCGAUACACAUUUCUCGCUUCCUAACCCUUUUGCGGAGCCAGAUUCUCCAGAUUCGCACCCCACAGUGUCUGCUCAAGUGAAGGUUCUCAUUGCUUUGCCAGAGGAGAUGAAUUUCCAAGUAGAGGUCCCGCAAGUUCGUGCUCUUGCAGAUGUCUACUACAAGGAAGAGAAGUUUGGGAUGUUGAACAUCAGCCACUGGCAAGACGCCAACUCCACAAUGGUGGAUGAUGAAGAUGGGUCUUCUGCACUCCUUGUUGAGUUUGAAUUAAAGGAUACACCAUUACAGGUCACAGAUGACGGUCUUUUGGCGGAGGUCGUCCAAGCAAUGCUUUUCGGUAGCGAGCCAGUUGUACUGCGGGUUGCCGCCACUGUAGACACAAAGGUCUCAACUGGUUUGGGCCGCUUCGCCCUCCGAGGGAUUCCUGCGGAAGGGAAGGUACCCGUGAAGACUUCCAUCGGCAACUCACUUGACCAAAUCAAACCACGCAUCGUCUCAUUACAGAUAGGAAACACGACUGAAUCUUCGAUGAUGGUGUCUACGCUGGCAAACUUUACCAACCCGACGAAUUACUCGGCCACAGUCCCCUUCGUUGACCUUCUCAUCCUCUACAAUGACACUGCUGUAGCCCACAUCACCGCUCAGAAUAUCUCCGUGGAGCCUGGCAACAACAGUUUCAUUCCCGUCGACUUCUUCUGGUGCCCAUUGGAUGCAGCUGGAGUAGAUGGCGUUGAGGCAGGCCGGGCGUUGCUUUCAUCCUAUAUCUCGGGCUCCAAUACAACAAUCACUAUCAAAAGCCAUCGAAACACAAUUCCAUCUCUACCACGCCUGGGCGAAGCUUUAUCACUCCUCAACAUCACUGUUCCUGUCCCUCGCAUAUCUAUUCCGAGUUCCCCAGGCAGCGAUGAUGAUGACCAAAAGCCUCGUUUUAUCCAAGAUGCAACGUUAUACCUUUGGUCCUCCACAGCAGAAUUCAUUAUUUCCUCACCCCUAACAGACAAUAAUAUCCUAAUCACCUCAAUCGACGCAACAGCUUUCUAUGAGAAAAAUGAGCCAAUUGGCCGAAUCAAUAACCACAAUCCCUUUGAAGUGCCGCCUGGUAUAUCCAAGAGCCCACGCUUGCCAGUCAAUCUCGACAUGGGCGGGGUUGGGUACGACGCCCUGCGCAAGGCACUCGGUCAGUCGCUGGAAAUGGAUGCUAUCGCUAAGGUUGGAGUGCUAAUUGGGAACUACAUGGAUGUCAUUCUCUACCAUGGGAAGGGCAUUGCGGCUAAAGUGAGGAUCUAG
This is a messenger RNA of Penicillium griseofulvum, 2778 nucleotides long. RefSeq lists its product as uncharacterized. Lineage: Eukaryota; Fungi; Ascomycota; Eurotiomycetes; Eurotiales; Aspergillaceae. The transcript has 5 exons. The record is from RefSeq and is a predicted model, not a curated record. Bases 1 to 2778 code for a protein of 925 amino acids. Gene Ontology annotation, cellular component: fungal-type vacuole membrane.